Manis javanica (Malayan pangolin) is the source of this 7737-nucleotide messenger RNA. It is a transcript of the gene KCNH5, whose product is annotated as potassium voltage-gated channel subfamily H member 5. The record is from RefSeq and is a predicted model, not a curated record. Gene Ontology annotation, molecular function: voltage-gated potassium channel activity. Gene Ontology annotation, cellular component: voltage-gated potassium channel complex; plasma membrane. Lineage: Eukaryota; Metazoa; Chordata; Mammalia; Pholidota; Manidae. Gene Ontology annotation, biological process: regulation of membrane potential; potassium ion transmembrane transport.
GAGCUGAUUCACAGCCCCAGCAGCCGUCUUCGCCAGCAGCCGGGGCGCGGGACCCCGGCCGGAGAAGCUGAGAUGUGACCCCCUCCGACUGCCCAUUGCCCUCCCUGGCAUCCCGCCUCUUCUCCCACCUCCUCUUCCACUCCGCGGCGCUUUGUACUGCGAGGUCUGCCUCGAGCUCCGGGGAGAGAGGAGCGGCUACCAGGCGCACAGCCCGGCAGAAGUUGGGCUUGGCUGGGCAGCGGUGGUGCAGCUGAGCGGUGGGCUAGGUCCGGGUGAGAGGAAGGCGCAGGAAAGGGGUCUGCGUCUGGGCUAAGAGGGUCCGCAAGAUAGGGGGUUGAGCUGGCUCUUCCGCUCCCCCGGCCCCGGGGCGCGGGGUAGGGGGAGAAAUGCUGAGUCCGCGCCAGGGCGACCGUCACCGCGGCCGCAGCCUCAGCUUCAGCAUCAGCACCGGCGGGACAGCGACAGCGGGGGCGGCGCAGGCGCACUGUGCCCCGCGGAGCCUGCAGCUCCCGAGCCCCGUGUGCGGCACCGCCACAGUCUGGGCAGCGGCGGUCGGGGCAGCGCUACUACCAUGAACUGCCUGGUCGUCCUCCCCAGAGCUGCUCAUCCAGGUCGGGCUGGAGACACAGUCAGGGGACCCCGUCGCCGCCGCCGCGCCCCCUCUUCUUUCGGCUCAAUUUUCUCUUCCACCUUUCCCUCCUCCUCCUCCACCUUCUCUUCCUGCAUCCCGCCCUCCCCCGCCGCGGAUCCUGGCCGCCGCUCUCCAGACCCAGGAUGCCGGGGGGCAAGAGAGGGCUGGUGGCACCGCAGAACACAUUUCUGGAGAAUAUCGUCAGGCGCUCCAGUGAAUCGAGUUUCUUACUGGGAAAUGCUCAGAUUGUGGAUUGGCCUGUAGUUUAUAGUAAUGACGGUUUUUGCAAACUCUCUGGGUAUCAUCGAGCUGACGUCAUGCAGAAAAGCAGCACUUGCAGUUUUAUGUAUGGGGAGUUGACUGAUAAGAAGACCGUUGAGAAAGUCAGGCAGACUUUUGACAACUACGAGUCAAACUGCUUUGAAGUUCUUUUGUACAAGAAAAACAGAACCCCUGUUUGGUUUUAUAUGCAAAUUGCACCAAUAAGAAAUGAACAUGAAAAGGUGGUCUUGUUCCUAUGUACUUUCAAGGAUAUUACAUUGUUCAAACAGCCAAUAGAGGAUGAUUCAACAAAAGGUUGGACAAAAUUUGCCCGAUUGACACGGGCUUUGACAAAUAGCCGAAGUGUUUUGCAGCAGCUCACACCAAUGAAUAAAACGGAGGUGGUCCAUAAACAUUCAAGAUUAGCUGAAGUUCUUCAGCUGGGAUCAGAUAUCCUUCCUCAGUAUAAACAAGAAGCGCCAAAGACGCCACCACACAUUAUUUUACACUAUUGUGCUUUUAAAACCACUUGGGAUUGGGUGAUUUUAAUUCUUACCUUCUACACCGCCAUUAUGGUUCCCUAUAACGUGUCCUUCAAAACGAAGCAGAACAACAUAGCUUGGCUGGUGCUGGACAGUGUGGUGGACGUUAUUUUUCUGGUUGACAUUGUUUUAAAUUUUCACACGACCUUUGUGGGACCCGGUGGAGAGGUCAUUUCUGACCCUAAGCUGAUAAGAAUGAACUAUCUGAAAACUUGGUUUGUGAUCGAUCUGUUGUCUUGUUUACCUUAUGACAUCAUCAAUGCCUUUGAAAAUGUGGAUGAGGGCAUCAGCAGUCUCUUCAGUUCUUUAAAAGUGGUACGUCUCUUGAGACUGGGCCGUGUUGCUAGGAAAUUGGAUCAUUACCUAGAGUACGGAGCAGCCGUCCUUGUACUCCUGGUAUGUGUGUUUGGACUAGUUGCCCACUGGCUGGCCUGCAUAUGGUAUAGCAUUGGGGACUAUGAGGUCAUUGAUGAAGUCACGAACACCAUCCAGAUAGACAGUUGGCUCUACCAGCUGGCCUUGAGCAUUGGGACUCCGUAUCGAUACAACACCAGUGCAGGGAUAUGGGAAGGAGGACCCAGCAAGGACUCACUGUACGUGUCCUCCCUCUACUUUACCAUGACAAGCCUUACAACCAUAGGAUUCGGAAACAUAGCUCCUACCACGGACGUGGAGAAGAUGUUUUCAGUGGCCAUGAUGAUGGUAGGCUCUCUUCUUUAUGCAACUAUUUUUGGAAAUGUUACCACAAUUUUCCAGCAAAUGUAUGCCAACACCAACCGAUACCAUGAGAUGCUGAAUAAUGUACGGGACUUUCUGAAACUCUAUCAGGUCCCCAAAGGCCUUAGUGAACGAGUCAUGGAUUAUAUUGUGUCAACAUGGUCCAUGUCAAAAGGCAUUGACACAGAGAAGGUCCUCUCCAUCUGUCCCAAGGAUAUGAGAGCUGAUAUCUGUGUUCAUCUAAACCGGAAGGUUUUUAAUGAACAUCCUGCUUUUCGAUUGGCCAGCGAUGGGUGUCUGCGUGCCUUGGCGGUAGAGUUCCAAACUAUUCACUGUGCUCCUGGAGACCUCAUUUACCAUGCUGGAGAAAGUGUGGAUGCCCUCUGCUUUGUGGUAUCAGGAUCCUUGGAAGUCAUCCAGGAUGAUGAGGUGGUGGCUAUCUUAGGGAAAGGAGAUGUAUUUGGAGACAUCUUCUGGAAGGAAACCACCCUUGCUCAUGCGUGUGCCAAUGUUCGAGCACUGACAUACUGUGACCUCCACAUCAUCAAGCGAGAAGCCUUGCUCAAAGUCCUAGACUUUUAUACAGCUUUUGCAAACUCGUUCUCCAGGAACCUCACCCUUACUUGCAAUCUAAGGAAACGGAUCAUUUUCCGUAAAAUCAGUGAUGUGAAGAAAGAGGAGGAAGAACGCCUCAGACAGAAGAAUGAGGUCACCCUCAGCAUCCCUGUGGACCACCCAGUCAGAAAGCUCUUCCAAAAGUUCAAGCAGCAGAAGGAGCUGCGGAAUCAAGGGUCAGCGCAGGGUGACCCUGAGCGGAACCAGCUCCAGGUAGAAAGCCGCUCCUUGCAGAAUGGAGCCUCCAUCACUGGCACCAGUGUGGUCACUGUGUCACAGAUCACACCCAUUCAGACAUCUCUGGCCUACGUGAAAACGAGUGAGGCCCUCAAGCAAAAUAACCGCGAUGCCAUGGAACUCAAGCCCAAUGGUGGUGCUGACCCCAAAUGUCUCAAAGUCAACAGCCCAGUAAGAAUGAAGAACGGAAAUGGCAAAGGGUGGCUGCGACUCAAGAAUAAUAUGGGAGCUCAUGAGGAGAAAAAGGAAGACUGGAAUAAUGUCACUAAAGCAGAGUCCAUGGGGCUAUUGUCAGAGGACCCCAAGGGCAGCGAUUCAGAGAACGGUGUGACCAAAAACCCAUUAAGGAAAACAGAUUCUUGUGACAGCGGGAUUACAAAAAGUGACCUUCGUUUGGAUAAGGCCGGUGAGGCCCGAAGUCCGCUGGAGCAUAGCCCUGUUCAGGCUGAUGCCAAGCACCCCUUUUAUCCCAUUCCUGAGCAGGCCUUACAGACCACACUGCAGGAAGUCAAACAUGAACUCAAAGAGGACAUUCAGCUGCUAAGCUGCAGAAUGACUGCCCUGGAAAAGCAGGUGGCAGAGAUUUUAAAAAUACUCUCAGAAAAAAGUAUGCCCCAGACCUCUUCUCCCAAAUCCCAGAUGCCACUCCAGGUACCUCCCCAAAUACCAUGUCAGGAUAUUUUUAGUGUUUCGAGGCCUGAGUCACCCGAAUCUGACAAAGAUGAAAUCCACUUUUAAUAUAUAUACAUAUAUAUUUGUUAAUAUAUUAAAAACAGUAUAUACAUAUAUAUACAUAUGUGUGUAUAUACAGUAUAUACAUAUAUAUAUAUAUAUUUUCACUUGCUUUCAAUAUGAUGAACACAGUAUGGAUUUUGAUAUGUAAAUAUUGCAUGUCCAGCUGGAUUCUGGCCUGCCAAAGAUGAUUAUUUAAAAACAUAGAUAUUGCUUGUAUAUUAUGCAGUUGACUGCAUGCACACUUUACAUUUAUUUAUAAUCUCUAUUCUAUAAAAAAAGUAUGAUUUUUGUUAACCAAGGCAAUGUAAUAUUUGAACAAUCAGGGUCCAACCUGCCAAUGUUGCCAUGACAAAUUUGAUCUCAGGCUGAGUAUAUUGAGCUGCCAUUUCCUCACUGUUCUGUUUAGUUAAAAUGGUGGUUUAUUGCAAAGGAAGAGUUCAACCUCUUAAACUGUUUGCAUCACUUUAUAAUUUCUUUCCAUAGGAUGUUUUUCUGUAAUUUAGUGCUAGAUUAUUUUCUCCAGCAGGCAGGGUUUGUUCCAUUUAAAUGACUGUUUUGUUGCCUAAGUCAGAUAGCAGUGUGCAAUACUGAGAACGUAUUGCUGUGGGUUUUGUGCAUGAAUUGCAUUUUCGCUCAAUUAUACUUCUCCUUCUUUAACAUUCUACUUGGAUAGUAAUCAUUGACUCUUAUGUAAGGCAAUCUCUGCUCCCUCCGUCUUGGAGAAGAGCUGCCAUUUUAUCAAUCCCAUAAAUACUAAACUAUUAAUAGAGUGUAUAUUAUUAUAGAAACACUGCACCACAGGGUAAAAGGGCCUUUUAACAAUUUGUAUGUUAGAGAUGCUGAUUUUCCAAAGGUGAUGAAUGUUCUAAAUUUGUGUUUCUCAAGCUUGUUCAAAGGUGAAGUUGGAAGUCUCUUAGAAAGAAACAAGCAGAAAAUAUUGAAUCAUUUCAAAAUUUGAACUAUAAUGAUAUAAAAUAAAAAAUAAUGUAAACAGAUAGACAAGUUUUUGUAGUGUAUCAGUAACUUAGGAAGAAUGAAACACAGGUAAGGAAUUGUUCGCACAUGAUUGUUACUCUUUGUAGAGAUGCCACAUGAAAGUGGUUUAAAAAAACAACUAAAAAGUAGAGGUUAAGUUGCUCAAUUCAGAUACCUGCUUUUCUAUAAUAUUAUUGUGGUUACAAUUUUGUAAAGCUUUUUUGCACACAGUUCUACUGCUGGACUUUUGCAUUGAUACAAUAGACUGCUGUAUGUGGGUCAGGCAGAUCCACUAAUUGAAAGGGGCUACUAAAGACUGAAUUUCAGAGUCUUUGGGUCACAAAUCCUCUUCUUAGAAAGUGCCUCAACUACAAAAAAAAGUCACAAAGUUGUGUACAGCUAGUCCCUUAAAUGAUAUGUAUUGGGAAUAAAAUAAUGUUCAUUUGCCAGAACCCAGAAGAAUUUAUUUCUUUUGACUAAUGGAUAUUUUAUGAAGUUGAUCAAAGAGGUAUACUUUUGAAUUGGUGCAUGCAUGACUUUUAAUAAUGGAAGCAGGGCAGUUAAUUGUUUGCACCAAGUUGAAAGUAUAUUCCAGUAAUCUGUACAUUAUCAGACCAUCUGUACAUAUACAUUAAUGACAUACACAAGAUGAUAGCAAAAUCAAAGGAAAUAUUUUGAUCUAUUGUACCCAUUUGUAUGAGCUUUUCUAUCUCCUAGCAUCCCCAAGCAAAACCAUCAGAACUGAAAGACAAGUUAUCACAAUCAGACUGGAGAUAUGCCAGACAAAGUAAUUUAUAAGAAAAACAGUUGACAUUUUACAAUUUCUAUUAGAACAUCUUCACAUGCCCAUAAGAUGUACCUCUUUAAUCCAGGAAUCUCAGAAUAGGUGUUAUUUGCCGUGGUUCCAUAUUCCUUUCUUUGUGCUGUAACGUCCAUUACCCAUAAUGGAAGUUUUCAGGGGAGCCUAUCUUCGUGCUAUGUUGCAGUAUCUACUCACCAUUGGCACAAGAUGAUGAGGUGAUCAUGGUGUAAGAAAUCAGCCUUGAAAUUGGGACUUCAUUACUUUCAUGGUGAGGAUGGUACUUUGUUCUUGACCUCUGGCAUUUAUUGGAUUUCAGGUCAUUUGUCUAUUUAACCAUGUAUGAGACUAGCAUAGCUAACUAAGCUUUUAAAGGUGAAUGAAUGGUAAAAAUAAGCUGAGUACAGGAAUGGUCAGUUUAACUUUAGCCAUGUGUUUCAAAAGUAGUGGUUGGUAUAAAGGUAUUAGACAGCGAGUGUGAACCAGCAGCACAGUUUGAAGUUGCAAUCCAUGCCUUUGCUUGUUAGUGGUGCAAAUAUUUACUGUUCUGACAUUGACUCUAUUUCAGCUAAUGGACCUACAACAUUAUCAUUCAUGUGUAUGGAAAAGAAACAUGGCUUUGAACUGCAGGUUGUCACAAAGAGGGGAAGGAAGUAGCAAUUGCUUAUUUAUGAUGCAGUUAUCAUACUGUUCUUUUCUGGCCACCUUUAUUCCUAUGUGCAUGACAUGCCGAGGUGCUGAAUGUACUCUCUUGUUUUCAGUAGGAAUGCAUGUGUUCAGCAAACGUUGUAUAUAUUCAGUAGUCUUUUAGUCCCAUAUUCCAUGAUUCUUACCAGUUGAACUUAACUCAGAUUUGAAUGAAGGGUGAGCACUUGCUUUAAUAUGUGCAAUAACGAUAUGUCAUGUUGUGUGUUGCCUCAGCCAGCACACAGACAGUAGAUUCUCUUUUGGAGGACCAGACAACUGCAUGUUUUAUUCUUACACUGUAUAGAUGCUCUUGGUGCAUCAAGAAUAAAGAUUUUAUUAUUAUAUUUCUGAACAAUGUACUAAUAAGAGUAAAUGGAUAUGUACUUAAAAGCCAAACAUUUUCCAAAAGCAACUUGUACUCCUUCAAUAUUUUUCUAUGGUAAUCUAUAUGAUCAAAUGCUCUUACUUGGACAGGUGGUUGUAAUGUAAUAGCAAAAAUCAAACAAAAAUGGAAAUACAAACUGUGCAUCAUAAUGGCAAUUUUUAUCAGUCUACAUUAGGAUAUUAUUUCACUAAAUGUGGUCUGGUAGAUAGAGGAGCUUACUAUCAAGGGCAAAUAGGCAUAUAAAAGACAGAUGACAAUACCAAAGUACUAGUGCCCCACAUUGACAUAAAUAGUACUCAAAAGGAAGGGUUCAGGCAUAGAUGUUAGAGACACAUAAUUCAUUGUUAAAUUGAAAAAUUUUCAUCAUGAUGCUGGUUUCCUAUCACAUUAAGUAUAGAAAUACAAAUGUCCUAAGUAUUAUGUUAAAAAGAUUAUAUAGAGCAGAGCAAGAGAAUUAGUAAACUUGGAGUUUUAAAUCUCUCCUAAGAACAAAUGUAUACUCCUGGAGUACCCAACACUUUAACAGGAAUAUUAAUUCUAACCAUUAACUAAAGUGCUAUUUUGAAAAUUAAUCUUACUGGGGCCCAAGUGCAAAUCCCAGUUUCCCUUAAAUGUAAGGAGAUUUUGUUCACCUGUGAGAUCUGGCCAAAUUUCUGUUCAAUUUUAAAUAACUGAAUUCUUUUAGAGAGCUUUUUUUUUUUUUAAAUUAGUCUUCAGAGCAGUGAUUGUUUUUAGGUGGGCAGUGGCUGGUACUGGUGACAUUACUGGUCAUAUUCCUAAUGAAUUCUGCUAUUGUAUAUAAUUUUAAUCUUGUAUGUAAUUUUAUCUGUCUCUUUUCCAAAAUUUUAUGGAGGUAUUAAGACAAUUUGUCUAGAAUGUACAUAUCAUACAUGAAUAACUGUAAAAUAUCGGUAUUUUGUAAUUAUGUGAAUGUUGUAUUUCAAUAUUUUGUUAUGGAUAAAAGCAUUUCUCUUGUGACCUUGUUGGAAAGGAGAGAAGAAAGAACAGUCUUUUGGAAAACAUGCUAGGAUGAGUAACUGAGCUCCACCUUGGACUAUGAAUCUAGUUUUCCUCAAUGACAGUGCAAUUCUGGGCAAGUUAACUGUCCAGGGCUUCAACUUCCCCCAUCAAUAAAUAAAAUAAAGAUAACAAA